CCGCAUCUCCGCUCCAAAACCCCACGGGGCCAACUGGCCAAGCCCUGCCGGAUGUCCCUGCUGACGCCCCGCUUGGACUGGCUUCUGGGGUGUUGCACGGCUGGGGGAUGCGAGGCACACAACCAGUCUGAGUAUCAGGUGCAGUUGAGCUCGGAGCCGGCCCCGGCCCACAGUGCCAAGCACCUGCUCACCUCAGGGGACUCCUUCGACAUCACCUUCACCCCGCGGAUCUUCGGCUGGAGCCGGUCCUCCAAUCCCAUGACCCCGCGGCAGCAGAACCUCCGGGAGCAGCUGGAGCUGCCGGCGCUGCAGAUGUACCCUGUGCCGCCCAACGUCAGUGCGGAGGAGGCGGAGGAGGUGCGAAAGGAGAAGCUGCUGGAGAUGUACCGGGAGUUCUCCAUUGAGCUCAACACAGGCAUGUACUUGACGCAGCUCACGUCGAAUCGCGACUACGCGGACAUUCAUGUUCAGCUCAUGGAGGACUUGACCACUCUCAAGCUGGAUCAAAGUAAUGGCCGCAUCAUCGAGUUCCCUUUGACCAAUGUGUCCAAGGUGUAUCGCAUCGUCAAGAACGAUGACAAGUGGUACGCGGCGGGGACGCCGCUUCCUGGCAGCUCGAUGAAUGCGGAGCAAAUCGUGGUGGUGGAGUUCAUGCGCCGGAAGCUGGCCUUUGUCUUCAAGGAGCUCCAGGUGUCCCAGCGCUUCCUCAUCUGCAUGGAGCUCCUCAUCCGGAGGGCGCAGCAGAAGCAGGCGCUGAGAUCAUUGACUCCCACCUUUCCGCCGCACCAUGCGCAGAGCAGGCAAUGCCCGACUCCUCGCCUCGUGCAUGAUGCCAUGGCCCGGCCGAUCCCGAGUCCUUCUGAGAAGUGAGCUCGGCCCAGGGCACGUUUCUGCCCAGCAAACCACAGCUCCAGGGAAAUUCGGCAAGGCACUUGGUUCCCCCCCC
Effrenium voratum is the source of this 946-nucleotide messenger RNA. Lineage: Eukaryota; Dinophyceae; Suessiales; Symbiodiniaceae. The record is from the annotation of a GenBank genome assembly.